This is a messenger RNA of Hyla sarda, 1786 nucleotides long. RefSeq names its product acyl-coenzyme A amino acid N-acyltransferase 1-like. Gene Ontology annotation, molecular function: fatty acyl-CoA hydrolase activity. Gene Ontology annotation, biological process: fatty acid metabolic process; acyl-CoA metabolic process. Lineage: Eukaryota; Metazoa; Chordata; Amphibia; Anura; Hylidae. Bases 244 to 1488 code for a protein of 414 amino acids. The record is from RefSeq and is a predicted model, not a curated record. The transcript has 4 exons.
GACCUACCCAGAGUUCUUUGGGUACAGGACCCACAGGCUCAGCAACCAAUGGGCUUUAGUCCAGCCCCCUAGUAUAUAAGGGCUGUAGUCUCUCAGUUAGGUCUCUUGGCCCUGCACUCUCUUAGUUCCUGCUUCUCAUCCUGUACACUAAAGCAGCAUCAAUUCCUGCACAAUUGCAUCGGGGCCUAAGGAACAGCAGCCAUUUCUAAAACGUUUUAUAAGGACUAUUUUAAUCUUCCAAAGAUGGCCACCCUGUCUGUGGUUCCUGAGAAAGCUCUGGCUGAUGAUCCCAUGCAAAUUAAAGUCACAGGACUCCAACCUUCCCAAAAAGUAACAAUUCGCUUAACGCUUAAGGAUGACAGGGGUCAUAUCUUCCAAUCAAGGGCUUUCUUUGAAGCGAACAAUGUAGGAGAAGUCAACUUAGAUAAAACAGCUGCAUUAGGAGGCACCUACCAAGGCGUGCACCCCAUGGGUCUUGUUUGGUCCUUGAAACCAUUAAAACCAUUUCAAAGUCCUGUGAAAAAAGAUGUUGAAAACUGCCCGUUCCAGUACACUGUGGACCUGUUUGAUGGUUUGUCAUUGGGAUUAUCUCCUGAUCCAGAGCCAACUCUAACCAAGACAUGUACAAGAUGGCAUAUGGCCCCAGGAAUACAAAAAAACCAAAUCCAAGAAGGGAGGAUUAGAGGCACUUUAUUUUAUCCUACAGAUGGAAAAGGAUCAUACCCUGGUAUAAUAGACCUGUAUGGUGGAGCUGGAGGCCUUGCAGAAUACCGGGCAAGUCUACUUGCCAGCCGUGGAUUCGUGGUUCUCGCUCUUGCAUAUUUUGGAUAUUCUGAUUUACCACGAUCAUUUCAAAAAUUACAGCUGGAAUAUUUUGAAGAAGCUGCAGAUCUACUUCUGAAUCAUCCAAAGGUUUCUAUGCCAAAAGUUGGAGUUCUAGGUGUCUCCAAAGGUGCAGAGAUUGCCCUGGUCUUGGCUUCCUUUUUACCGCAAAUAGGGGCUACAGUUAGCAUUAAUGGAACGUGCAGCGUAUACGGUGGCACAAUUUACCGUGAUGGUGAAGUUCUUAUUAAAGGAACCCCUUACAGGCAGGAGAAGAUGGUGAUUACUGCAGAGGGUCUCCUGAAAGUUGCUGGAUUUUAUGAGUCCCCUACUUCAUAUAUUCCAGUAGAGAGGGCACAAGGACACAUACUUUUCGUGGCUGGAGAAUCUGACCAAUACUACAACAGUAAACAUUUUGCUGAAUCAGCUUUAUCUAGAAUGAGGAAACAAGGACAGAGCAAUGGAAGAAUGAUCUCCUAUGCAGGAGCUGGUCAUCUGAUCGAACCUCCAGGAUUCCCAUUUUGCUGGGCCUCACAUCUCCGGGGCCAUAAUAUACCAAUUAUAUGGGGCGGAGAGAUGAUACCUCAUUGUGAAGCAGAGAAAUCAAUCUGGAAAGAACUUCAGUUGUUCUUUCUUCAGCAUCUAAAUCUUUCUAGUAAUCUCUAAGAACUGAAUACAAGAAAAUAUCUAAUUACUCUUAACAAAAACGCUGGUGGUAUUCUUCAGUUACAUUAGAAGUUCUUGGUACAAUGUCCUGUUGUGUGAGUUUAGGUAUGUCCAUUAUCUAAGGAUUUUCUGAAUUGUUCAUAGUUUAUCAAGAACUGCUUUUUGUAAAAUUAAGGUUAAUAUGUUCUGUAUGUCAAUACUUUAAAUUGGAACAAAAUUAAAUUUCUGUCCAUUUAUAUUGCAUUUUCCUCUUUUGCCUGAAUAGUUUUCUCAUUUAAAGAAAACCUCUGUCAACUGU